This is a messenger RNA of Anopheles maculipalpis, 883 nucleotides long. RefSeq lists its product as uncharacterized. The coding region runs from base 35 to 883 and encodes 282 amino acids. The record is from RefSeq and is a predicted model, not a curated record. Gene Ontology annotation, molecular function: acyltransferase activity, transferring groups other than amino-acyl groups. The transcript is spliced from 3 exons. NCBI's taxonomy places the organism in Eukaryota, Metazoa, Arthropoda, Insecta, Diptera, Culicidae.
UAAGUUCUAGCAUCCCAUAUAUCCCUGCCAUAACAUGCCAUCAGCGGCAAACCUUCGGAGGAUCUCUUGGGAUGAGUUACCCGUACUGCGCGAUCUGUAUCGGGUAGGAUGGCCGAGGUACGCAUUCACUUUCUACACGCUAGAGUGUUGCUACAGUUGGAGGGAACUGGCACGCAAUGGUGAGGUGGACGUGUAUAUCGACCCUGAAAGGGAUUGGCGAACUACUGGAACAUUCGUCCUUAGGGAUUGCAAAGAACUGUUUUUCUUUACACUAGAAACCACGUUCGAUAGCCUGGAAAGAGUGCUUCGAACGGUUAUGAGCAGUAUGGAUACAUCCGUUAGUCUAGUUUAUGAUUCCUGCUUCCGGGAUUUAGUUGAUCGUACGAUCGCAGCACUUUCCUUUGCGAAGAGCAGUGAUGAGCGAAUGUUGUGUUACAGACAAUUAGCACCGUAUGAAGAUGCCAAACAUCCACACCAUGAACUUCUCGAUGGAUUUCACUUCCGUGGUGUAAAGCCAGAGGAUAGCGUCCUCGUCGAACAGCGGUGGCAACAUAAUGAUCCAGUCUUUACGAAUCUACCCACCCGCUUGAUCAAACGUAAUCCAUCUUUGGGGGUGUACGAUCCUCACGAUCACUUAGUAGCGUGGUGUUUGAUUGAUCAAACCGGAGCGUUGGCCAUUUUUCAGACGAUUCCCGACCAUCGACGUAAAGGUAUAGGCCGUGCGCUGAUCAAAGAGUUUUCGAAGCAACUGCACGAGCGAACCCAACUGCCGCAGGCAUACAUUGUGGAGAGUAAUAUGGCGUCGAGGCGUUUGUUUGAACAGUUAGGAUUUACCGCCGUAGAGCAGUGGUUUUGGACAAAAGUUCACAAACAAAUGGCGUAA